Geosmithia morbida is the source of this 816-nucleotide messenger RNA. Its product is annotated as translation initiation factor IF-3. Gene Ontology annotation, molecular function: ribosome binding; translation initiation factor activity. NCBI's taxonomy places the organism in Eukaryota, Fungi, Ascomycota, Sordariomycetes, Hypocreales, Bionectriaceae. The coding region runs from base 1 to 816 and encodes 271 amino acids. Gene Ontology annotation, cellular component: mitochondrion. Gene Ontology annotation, biological process: ribosome disassembly; mitochondrial translational initiation. The record is from RefSeq and is a predicted model, not a curated record. The transcript has a single exon.
AUGCGCAGCCUUGCCGCCGGUGCCCGUUGCGCCCCCCGGCGCCUCCUUUUCCAGAAGACUACAACAGGGCCUCUACCGCUAUGGACUCGACAGUCCUACGGCCUCGUUAAUCUGACUGCGUCAACGACAUUACUAUGGCGAUCGUUUAAUCAGAGCGGUGCAGGGCUAGCCCGCCGGCAAGUAGAUGUGUUGGAGGAGCGGCAAAAGGCUCUGGAGGAGGAGGAGAAGAUUGAUCGACGGUACACGCUGUCCGACUACAUGGACAAGACAGGGCGGGACCGUCUGCCACGAGACCACGAGAUCACGGACCCCAAGAUCAUGGUGCUUGACGGGGGAUCUGUUGAGGGUCCUCUGGCCACGCGCUUCGUCCUGACCAAGCUCAACGACGGUGAGUCGCUGCGCAUGGUGCAGCCCUACGUACCGGCCAAGGGAGACGCGCCGGUCCGCUACGCUCUGUGCAAGAUUGUCGACUCGGAGGAGGCGUACCGCGCCGACAAAGAGCGCAAGGAGCGCAAGAAGAAGACGGCCAAGCCCAAGAACAAGGAGGUCGAGCUGUCGUGGAGCAUCAGUGAGCACGAUCUCCUCACCAAGAUGAGGCAGGUUUCCGGCUUCCUGGCAAAGGGUUACAAGGUCGAGCUUGUCGUGGGCAAGAAGAAGGGUAGCCGUACUGUCUCGGAGAAGGAUGGUCAGGCCCUCGUGACCAAGGUUAAAAAGGAGGUUGAGGCGGCGGAAGGGUUCGAAGCGAAGCCCGCCCAAGGUGCUGUCGGCGCCACCCUUAGGCUGUACUUUGAGGGCAAAAAGUCAACAGCGCAAUAG